AUGGCUUCCAAGGGUUUCGCCAUUUAUGGACUGACCUCGCAGCCUCAAUCCGAAGCUGACGCGGCAAAAGAGGAGUGGGGCAUUUCCUACGACAUCAUCGGUUCGCCGGACGUGUCUCUGGUGAAGCAUCUCGCCGAUGAGAAGAUCAUCAACCUGGUCAUCAGCGAGAAGAAGAACUACCCCAAUGGCAUGGUGCAGCCCGCUCUUCUCUUUAUGCGCCGUUCGGAUCGAGCAGUGCUCUACAGCUGGGCCGUGGCCCCUGACUCGUCGGAGUUUGGGUUUGCGAGCUACCGUCCGACUCCAGGCGAUGUCUGGAAGGCGGUGUCUAGCAAGUUAGAGACGCCCGUGAGCGAGCUUCCCGUCGUGGAAGAGAUGCCCAUCGAUGGAGUGGGGAAGGCCCUCUAUCGUUCCAUGUGCGGUUGCUUUGCGCGAGACGUCUAG
Messenger RNA from Symbiodinium necroappetens, 441 nucleotides. Lineage: Eukaryota; Dinophyceae; Suessiales; Symbiodiniaceae. The record is from the annotation of a GenBank genome assembly.